Messenger RNA from Carassius gibelio (silver crucian carp), 2624 nucleotides. Its product is annotated as intermembrane lipid transfer protein VPS13B-like. Bases 58 to 2349 code for a protein of 763 amino acids. The transcript has 10 exons. The record is from RefSeq and is a predicted model, not a curated record. NCBI's taxonomy places the organism in Eukaryota, Metazoa, Chordata, Actinopteri, Cypriniformes, Cyprinidae.
UGUCAGGAGCAUCUGGGCGUCACGUAUCUGACCGUGAGUGAAGAUCAGUGUCCACGCAUGCUGAUUCACAACCGCAGCCCCAAGAGCCUCUUACUGAAGGAGAACAGCAGGGAGUCUGUGAGGUCGGAGGUGUUCAGCCGGGUGGUUCCUGCUCUCUCGUCUGUCCAUCAUGAGUUGUUUCAUCAAGCCUCCAGUUUCCCUGAGUGCCGACAGAAAGAGACACUGCCCACCCUGCAGCUGCGCAUCAUCACGGACACGCCCCCCGGUGACUCGGCCACGCCCACCAGCCACACAGACACGCCCCCCUCACCCGGCUGGACUGAUGCCAUUGAUAUCAGCAGUGCUGGAACACAGGUUGUUUUUCUUCCUGGUUUCGGCUGUUUGUACAUCGACGUUCUUCACCAGAGUGGCACCGUCACGCUGACGCUCGCAUCAGAGAGCAGCGAGGGAGAGGUCGUCACGAGCCACAGGUCAUCCGAUCAGAUUCUGUCCUUCUGGAUUCUGUUGAACGAGGCGAGUGUGGCGCUCUGUGAUGACAUCACCAGCCCGUCCAGUUCUGUGGAGCUGCUGCGUCUCACCGUCUCCAAACUGCUGCUCCAGCUGCCUCCCAGCGAACCCUCGGCCGACGGCACCGACGCACCGCCCGUCCACACCGUCCAGAUCCACUGCGGCAGCCUGCAGGUGGACAACCAGCUGUACGAGCGCGCCAGCUUCCACUUCCCCGUCAUCUUGAGCCAGGAGCCUCAGGGCGAGCCCGACCUCGCUCCGACCCCGCAGCACCUUCAGCAGUUCUGCGACGCCUGCUUCCUGUCCCUGAGCGUCACCGUCUCCGCCGACGGACGUCUGGACCGCCUCGCCCUCCGGGUCAGACCGGCGCGCGUCUAUCUGGAAGACACCUUCAUCUACUACAUGAAGACGCUCUUCCACACCUACAUCCCAGAAUCCCUGAGUGGGCGUGGCUGUGGUGGAGGGGCGGAGCUGGUUCCGCGGGAGGUGCUGGAGUCGAGCAGUGCUCUGGUGACGCCGGUGCUGCUGCAGAAGCUGUCCAUCGAGCCGGUUCAUCUGCUGGUGAGCAUCCACGCCUCGCUCAAGCUCUACAUCGCCUCUGACCACACGCCACUGUCCUUCUCUCUGUUCGAGCGCAGCCCCAUCUGCACCACACCCAGACAACUGGUGCACACACUCGCCAUGCACUACGCCGCCGGAGCACUCUUCAGAGCAGGUUGGGUCGUGGGCUCUCUGGAGAUUCUGGGCAGUCCGGCCAGUCUGGUGCGGAGUAUCGGGAACGGUGUGUCGGAUUUCUUCCGCUUGCCAUACGAGGGUUUGACUCGUGGGCCGGGAGCGUUUAUCAGCGGCGUCUCUAGAGGAACAAACUCCUUCAUCAAACACAUCUCUAAAGGAACGCUGACGUCCAUCACGAAUCUGGCCACGAGUCUGGCGCGGAACAUGGACCGUCUGUCACUGGACGACGAGCACUACAUGAGACAAGAGGAGUGGAGGAGACAGUUACCUGAGACUCUGGGAGACGGACUGAGACAAGGCCUGUCGAGACUCGGCAUCAGCCUGCUGGGAGCGAUCGCAGGAAUCGUGGAUCAGCCCAUGCAGACGUUCACACGGACGCUGGAGUUACCGAACUCUGCGAGCAGCGCGGCCCGCGGCGUGAUCUCUGGAGUGGGGAAAGGCAUUGUGGGAGUUUUCACCAAGCCAAUCGGAGGAGCAGCUGAGCUGGUGUCACAGACAGGAUACGGUCUGCUGCACGGCGCAGGUCUCUGGCAGCUUCCCAAACAGCUGCACCUGCCGACUGACUCCAGAUCAGCUGACGCCUCUAACAGCCACGUCAAAUACGUCUGGAAGAUGCUGCAGUCUCUGGGCCGUCCCGAGCUGCACAUGGCUCUAGACGUGCGUAUGGUGAGCGGAUCGGGGCAGGAACACGCCGGCUGUCUGCUGCUGAGCGGAGAGGUUCUGUUCGUCGUCAGUGUGUGUGAAGACGCACAGCAGCAAGCCUUUCCCAUCACUGAGAUCCAGUGUGAACACGACACACACACACCUGGACGCAUCACACUCACACUGCAGCAGCACCGGAUCGCCAGUGACACUGAGGUGGAUGGGCCUCGUGAGCGUCUCUCUGAGCUGCAGUACAGUCGACUGAUGGAUUUUGUCACCGGAGCGUCUCAGUAUUUGUCUCCGUCUCUGUCGUCCCUCCAUCAGCAGCCUCCCAUCACUCCUGCCGAGCCGCAGCCCACCGUCUCUAAAACAUACCAGUAUCACGCCGACCCGGCCUUUACACACGUGUUCGUGUGCAAGUUCAACAUGGUGAAAAACAAAGCGCUGCGCAUCGGCUUCCACUGAAGUCCAGACUUCAUCUUCAUGUUUGUGUUAUUUAAAGAGUAAAACACUUUAUGAACAUCACUACAUCGGCCAGAGCUCGUCUCUGAUUGGCUGCUUCUGUAUGAAUAAGGUGAUGCUUUAAACCAAAAGGCCUUUCGUUUUGUAUUUUUAUAAGCAAUGCAAGAAAGAUGAUUUACUGUUUUUAUUUCAUUUGCUCCUGUAUUCUUGUCUAAUGAAAAAUAAGUGUCACUAUAUAAUGAAUCUGUUUUUUGUUAAUAAAAUCUAACUGUACAUCA